GAAGUGAAGCAGGCAUGAAAUCAUAAUGAAUGCAACAUGGCUAAUUUUUCUUGGAGUGUUAAUACAACGGCCACCACGAUAGCUAACAUCCGUGGAGUCGGUAGCUCUACAGUCUCAAACGUGUCUACCAAUUCCUUAUUAUGGAUUACUAAUGAAAGACAAUAUGAAAUUAACCGCCCCACUUUCAUCAUCUAUAUAAUUUCCACCAUUUUGGGUUUCAUCGGAAAUUUACUUGUGAUAUAUGUGUUUGGAAUCCGAUUUAAGAAGUCAACAGCUAACAUAUUUGUAACUUGCCUGGCAGUAUUUGACACAAUCAUAUGUUUUCUAUUAAUUUUGGAAACUUUGGAUCUGCGGUUUCCGAUGUACAGUGGUAACUAUCCUGCACUUUGUAAAAUAGUUCGCUUUUUAGAAGUUUUUGCCAAAUCGUGUACUACCAUCUUACUUCUAUGUGUAGCAUUAAACCGCUAUUAUAAAGUAUGCAAACCUUUGGAGCAUAUUUCAAUUGAAAAGGUAAAGAAAAUUUUGAUUGCUAGUAUUGUAGCCGCGAUAUUUUUCAGUUGGCCUGCAUUAUUAUUUCAUGGUUCGGAAACGAUGGCGACACUUUAUCCCGGAAUUACAGGAAAAGACUGUGCUGCUGACGAUAAUUUUAAAGGUUCGCUUUAUUCUGUAAUGUAUUUUAUUCUCCUUUUUGUUAUAACAUCUUGUUGCAUUAUUGCACUGCUAGCAUUAUAUAGUCGUGUUAUCGGGGCAUGUUUGAAAAGAAAGUUCGCAGUUAUUGGAGAAAAUCAAAUUACGGGAAUUUGGUAUUCUAAUACAUCUUAUCAAUUUCAACGAUCUUCAAACAAAGAUUUGAUACGAAAAAUACAGAAAAGAAUAGAUAAUGAACAGAAACAACAGUCCAAUUCUAUGGUCAUGGGUGAUAAACUUGGAAUAGAAAAUAAUUCUGACAUACAGAAAAAUGAUCAAAGGAUUAAGGAAAAUAAACACCAGUCCAGGUUUGUGGUUCUAGGUGAAAAAUACAAAUCUUCAAGUGAUAGCGAAAAUUCUUUAACUCCAGAUAGUCUAAGUAAGACAGAACUACAAAAUACACCUAUUCCGAUAAAGGGUAUUUUGAAAAAUAAAUCAGAAAACAAAAAUGAACUGUUAAAUAAUUCUGCUUUAGCAAAACUUAAUGGUAAAUAUGAAGUACGGGACGAACCCCAGCUUGUUAAUGAGAAACCUAAGAAGAGUGUAUCUUUCAAGUUCUCAGAUGCUGAGAUUACUACACAUCCCAAAGUCACUUCGUCUGAACCAGAUGAUAAUUCAAUCAAGGAGCCCACAAGGCAUCUAGUGUUAAGCACAUACGAAGAAGAGCUAGUGGAUAAAGUUUUACGAAGAACUAGAAAUACAAAGAGAAUUGAAAACGAAGGAAAAAGUAGUUCAACUAGUAAUGAAAACGUUGGUUCUACAACCGUAAUGUUCUGUUUGGUAGCAGUAAUUUAUGUGGUAUGCUACAUUCCUACUCUAAUUGUAGAGACCAUCAAUAAAAUACAACCAUUUAAUCUGAAUGAGAUGUCAACCACAAACCAAAAAUUCUUGGUGAUGGCUUAUUCCGCUUCCUUCAUGAAUCUUCCAUUUAACCCCCUUAUAUAUAGUGUGUUUAACAAGCAUUUUCGAGGUGAGAUUAUCUUAAUGUGGAAAAACAAAUUCAAAUGA
Molecule: messenger RNA, 1695 nt
Organism: Saccostrea echinata
Lineage: Eukaryota; Metazoa; Mollusca; Bivalvia; Ostreida; Ostreidae
Exons: 1
Coding region: 37-1695 (552 amino acids)
Biological process (GO): neuropeptide signaling pathway
Cellular component (GO): membrane
Molecular function (GO): G protein-coupled peptide receptor activity
Source: RefSeq, a predicted model, not a curated record